GCAAGCGGUCGAUAAAUCGGAAAAGUCUCCUCCUUUGGCCACCCUUGGGGCUAGGAGCUCUACUCGGUUCCAAAAGUCACCAGUUUGUGUGGAUUUAAUUUGCCUUUGUGUCUGGUUGCUGUUCUGAAUUAGAUUGACCUGGGCACAUUACAGGCUUUGAUUAAGUGCUGCUGAAGAUAUCAUUCAGAAUAGUUAUGCCUUCUGGUUAAAGGAAAAUACGUGUUUGACAGAACUUGUAGUGAAAGGAAAUGUGAAUUUCCAGAUCCUUUGUUGUUAGUGUGAGUGCUUGAAAGUAACUGUGGGGUAUUGGAGUUAAAUUAUUAGAGGGCAGAAAAGUCCAUAUGUGUGUCCGUCAGAUUUGAUACUGAAAUCGAUGAACUAAACUACAGUGUAUUGAACCAACUUGUCCAUUGGAGGAUCCACUUCAAUGAUACGGUAGGAAAAAGUUUUAGAAGUCUGCUGCUUAUCCUUACCAGUGGACAUAAAGCUAAGUGAAAUCGCCUGUUGUGGUGAGUGAGACAUUCAUCGUAUGUGUGUUGGGGAGCUUUGUGGAGGAGCGAAGAGAAAACAGCUAGAUAUCUCUGUCCCACGUGAGCCGUUUGCGAGGACCUAAUCAGCUGUCAGCCUGGGACGUGUUUUGCAGCAUCCCAACGAACGUGGAAAACUGUUUUCCUUUUAUGCUUCGGUGUUGGUAGAUAUCAGUGCAAAAGUGGUGGUGCAGGUGUUUGGUUUAUUGUCAGAAGCCAGAGUUUGGUAAAAAUACUACAAAUUGGAGACAACAAACCUACCGAAGGGAGGCCAGUGUGAUUUCGGGAGCAUUAUGUAUUGUUCCGUUCCAUGAAAACCCCCAUUUCACUUCGCCUGGGUGGGUGGCAAGGAAAUGUAUUGCGUGUGAGUUUGUUUUAAGUCGCCGAGUGAAAUGUAAGCACUGAUUUUAUUUUUCGAACGUUUAUUGCUGCUGCUGCUGAAACGAGGUGUUAUUACUCACGCUUGAGAAGAAAACUCAAUUCGAGUGGUUUUUAAUGUCGCGGCAAGAUUGUUGCAUUGUGAGACGUACCUACCGAGCUAAGCAUAAUUAAUAGUGUGAAGCAUAGUGCACGCUGAAGUUGAUUGCAGUGGAAUAAAAACGUGCACAAAUAGUUGAACUUAAGCAAGGGGUGGAACUGUGUUUUGUCAGCAUCGCGCACCUUAACCCUCAACGAAAAAGCUGUAGAAAUGCACCAAGCUCUUAUCUUCAUCGCCUAUAAAAGGAUUUAGAAAAAUUUCGGUUCACAGUCGGAGCAAAAUUGAUACUCGACGAUUGUGGGGCGGCUCGUUCUGGAGGUUCAAGAUUGUUUCUUCAGCUAUUAGCCACAAGCGUCUUGAUUCGGAGCACACCUAAUUCGUGACAGUGACGAAAGGAAGCCAAGCUAAAGAAAACCUAGAAGAAGGCAUUAAAUCCCAAAAGGUCUCUUAUCACCCUCGUGGCAACGUCGUCGACUUCUGGUCUACACAUUCAGAACAGGAAAGUGAUCAGCGGAGAAUGCAAACACAGCCAAAAUUAUAGCCAAACACAUUAUAGGCUUGUCGAUAUCGAUGCGUGGCUUUCGUUCGGCAUAGGACGAAGAAAACGGUGACCGGACGGUGGUCAAGUGCACUCUCAAACAGUCAACUGGCCGUGACCACUAGGGAAGCAUUCGUGUGGGGGAAAUCAAUUUGGUUUUGUUUUGCUUUUGGUUUUCGGAUGUGUAAAUAACGUGCGAUAAAUCGACAGUGUUUUCCGAAGCUACUGCUGGGUGUGAAAAUGUAAAUCGUGAGGGGAGGCAAAUAUUUGUGGCGAUCAAUUUGAUCGAUUUAGUGAGAUUGGGAGCUGGGAAAGUGUGUUAAAGUCGGUGGAGGUUUUAGUGCUAAUUACCAUCGAAAAGUGUUCCAGGAGCACCUAAGAAUCAACUACCGGCAGCAAAAUGACGGAAGCCGACAACUAUGAUGACGAGCUGGUUUCGGCAAAUCCUAAUCAACGCAACUGGCGCGGAAUUUUAAUCGCAUUACUCGUAAUCAUCAUCGUUCUGGCGCUGAUUGUGACAUCUGUGGUACUUCUCACACCACCGGAUGAAGGACCCCGGGUGAAAGGACAAAGAAUCAAGCUGCAGGAUAUAAUCGAUGGGGAAUAUGCUCCCAAGAAGCUCAACGGAAGCUGGAUUGGACCGGAUGAAUUCCUAUACCAGAACCACUGGGGAGAAAUAAGCUUGCUCAAUAUGAACAAUCUGUCGGAACGGAUACUGAUGUCCAAUACAACAGUGAAAACACUGGCACCGGCCAAAUUUUCUAUUUCGGCAGAUCGGAAGUUUCUGCUGCUGGCUCAAAACGUGAAGAAACUUUUUCGUCACUCCUUUCUUGCGCAAUACACCAUCUUUGAUGUCACGACCAGCGAAACGAUCCAGCUAACACUGAAGGCAGACAGUGACGAGUGGCCGUAUCUGCUGCAUGCGGAGUUCACCCCCAAGGGCCAGGCGAUAGUCCUGGUGCACAUGUACGACAUCUACUACAAACCGUCGGCACGAGCCACCCAAACGUAUCGGCUCACGAAAACCGCCAUCCCGGGCAUUAUCUACAACGGCGUUCCGGAUUGGCUUUAUGAGGAGGAAAUCCUGCAAAGCAACAAGGCCAUUUGGCUUUCGAACGACGGCCACCUGAUGCUGUACAGCACCUUCAACGAUUCUCUGGUGCAGGAGCAACAGUUCUCCUGGUACGGCAUGACCGACGGCGAUAUCAAUCUUUAUCCGGAGAUCCGCUCGUUAAGGUAUCCCAAGCCGGGAACGAAGAAUCCAACCGUAACGCUGAAAGUCGCCGAUUUGGCAGAUCCCAAGAGCAUACGAACUAGAGACAUAACGCCACCGCCAAUCCUCGUGAAUCAGGAACACUACUUCACCAGUGCAGCCUGGGUGUCCCAGACCGAGGUCAGUGUCGUUUGGAUGAACCGACUGCAAAAUCUCUCGGUCGUAACGCUGUGCAAAAGUCCGAUGUGGUACUGUCAAGAGACUCACCGCAUCAGUGGCGACGGCCGAGGAUGGGUCGACGAAAUGUCGGUUCCGUUCUUCAGCCAAAACGGAAGCUCCUACAUAGCCAUUUCGCCGCUCAGAGAUGGAACGGCAGGACACUUCCGACAUCUCGUUCAUCUUCACAUCGGCAAAAAGCGAAUUAUUCCGCUGACGCAUGGCCAUUUCGAGGUGAACAAAAUACUGCACUGGGACCAAACCAACAAUUUCGUAUAUUAUCUGGGUAUUCCGGAGCACUCGCCUGGACAGCAACAUUUGUAUCGAGCAUCAUCACUGCCACCGAAACAGGGUACUCCCCCUCGUCUCCCUCGAUGUCUGACAUGUAGCCAUCCGCCCAGUGGCCAAGAUCAUGUCAGCAAAGUGAAAGCAUCCAAUCGUGUACAGCAACAGUGGAAUGACGACUGGGAGGACGAACAUUUGGACGAGAUGGAAGAGGAUGACUACAUUGAUAUUCCUGCCACAACUCCAUCCCCAAAGAAGAAGCGACAAUCAGAAGAGCCACCAAGCCCUCCGAUGCCCUGUCAGUACUUUACUGCGACCUUCGCUCCGAACAGUAAUGAAUUUGCCCUUAUCGAGUGUCUGGGACCCGUUAUACCAUUCAGUGCCAUCUACCGAAUCCACGUGGAUCCCACCAAGAGUCCCACGCAGGUUUUGUACUUCCUGCAAAACAAUACAGCCCUGGCGGAAAAGAUUUCCAGAGUGGCGCUGCCACAGGUGAAAUCCUUCCCCGUUAUGAUUUCCGGCGGAUACCACGCUCAGGUGCGACUGUUCCUGCCGCCGGGGCUGCGGGAAGAUGAAAUCACACGGUACCCGAUGGUUGUGCAUGUCUACUCGGGCCCGGGAACGCAACUCGUGACGGAUAAGUGGCGCAUCGACUGGAACACGUAUCUCGCUGGCACGAAGGACUACAUCGUUACCCAGAUCGACGGGCGGGGCUCCAGCGGUCAGGGAUAUCAACUUCUGUAUGAGGUGUACCGCAGGCUCGGCACCGUGGAAGUUUCCGACCAGCUGGAGGUCGCCGAGUAUUUGCGGGACAGUUUGCACUUUGUUGAUAAACGACGGGUGGGCAUUUGGGGUUGGAGUUACGGUGGUUACACGGCGGCCUUGGCCAUGGCGAGCCCCACCUCGCUGUUCCAGUGUGGUAUCAGCGUUGCACCAGUCACUAAUUGGAAACUUUACGACUCGACGUACACGGAACGCUACAUGGGUCUACCAAACGUGACGGACAACUACAAGGGCUACGAGGAUAGCGAUUUAUCAAAACACGCUGAAAAGCUGCGUGAUAAGCAAUUUCUUAUGGUUCACGGCACGGCCGACGAUAAUGUGCACUUGCAGCAGACGAUGGUUUUCUCGAAAGAGCUGUCGGCGAAAGGGGCACUGUAUAAGCAGCUGAUCUAUCCGGACGAGGGCCAUAAUCUGAGUGGCGUGAAAAAGCAUCUCUACCGAUCGAUGACGAUAUUCCUAGAGGAGUGCUUUCGGAAGUUGGUUCCGCAGGAGGUGAAAGCAGGCCUCGCCAACGGUGGCUCGAGUGAUUAAUAUUUGCUCGACUACUUCGGUGACACUGACUCAGCAUCAAGUUUUAUGUAAAAGUUUCUUCCUACUUCUUCGAACAGACUUACAAUUCGCAGUUUCUCAGCAGCGCCGCCGUUAACUUUCGCGCUGUCUGAUGGUAGGCGUUUCUUCGUAAUAGAGCCACGGUUCCAUGUCUUUCUCUGAUUCAAUCUCGUUAGUAGUGCCCGAGCUUUGCGCCCCCUCCUCGGUGGGACGGUGUACGCGUAGGAUUAACCGUGGAACCGUGGAGUAGUGUUUUUACAAACGUUAUCACAACUGACGAGUUUGGUAGAAACGAAUACUCGUCCAUUAGAGAACUCCGCCUUGAGGGACAGAUGAAACAAACAAAAAUCGUAGGAAACUUUAUCAGUAAACUUGUAGCCGACUUGAACGUCUAGUUCAAAAUAGUCACGUAGUGUUAUCGGGAGUAAUCAACUUACAACACUUCAAUAAAACACACAUCAAAGCAAUUACUAAUUAGAUGCAAAGCGAGAAUAAAAUCAAGAACAAAAUAUGGUUGUGACACAUUCAGAGGGGAUACAGCGGGAACUGGUUCUGCUGUACAGGAUCAUCCCCGUUACAGUAAGUAUCUGCGCUUGGGUCUUACUCGAUAGAUCGAGCUGGUGGCAGUGUACAGACGAUUAUUAUAAAUAUUCGUAUUAAAAACUUGCUCAAUAAUCGGGUAGGCGAUGGAAGGUGGUGAUUGAAACAGAGUAUCAGCACUUCUAAUUAUUAAAACUAGAAAAUCAAUAUACAUACAAUUUUACUUUCAAACUUAUCCUAAUCCUCAGUUACGAACAUUGAACAACUGUUGUACGUACAAACUUCAAUACCUCCUACGUUCAACACCUAUAUUUUCAAUAUAUAUAUUUUUCGAUCAUGUUCGACCAAACGUCAAAGAUCCGUUUUAUGAAAUGUCAAAAGUUAUUUUAUUGCGUGAAACAGUAAAUUUUUAAAUUAUUAGUUACUUUAUUCAUAAACUCAAUACUGUAAAUUUUAUAACAUGAUAAAUGCACUGCAUUAAAGAGCUUUCGAGGGCAUAUAUUAGUAAAAAAUAUUGUUUUUAGUUUUGUAACAUUUUUAGCAAGCAUGAUUCUUUUAUGUUUUGAUAGCCACUUGCCAAUCAAUUUAAAAUAACAUCAUAAAGUCAUAAUCCAAUAUCAAACCAUAAAAAACUUCUGAUUUGAUUAUCUGAUUUAAUUGAACAAAACAAAAAAUGAAUUAGUAUCACACGGAUUUUGCGGCGCAUCACUCGCGUAAUGAAUAUUGCCUAAUAUUACAUUGAUUUUUUUUUUUUUGUAAAAACAAGUGUGUACGUAAUUUUAUCUAUGAUAUUGCAAUAUUUCUAAUGCAAUUUUGCACCAUACUCACAACGCGAAAGAUGUACAGCGGAAACGACUUGAUUUGACUAUUUUUUCUGCUGUCAAAGUUGUUAUAAUUCAAUGGUAAUUACUCGACCACAUCUUACUAGUACAAUAAUAAUGAACUGCAUUUCGUGUUUCCAUAACUGAAUUUUGUUUCAAUCGCCACUUGCUGACCUACAAAAUAGAGCUUAAAACCACCAAACCAUCAUCGUCAUUUGCCAAAUCAUCCGAAGCGAAAAGAUGAUAAUCAUAAUCUGAAAAGCGUGGCAAACGAAGCGUGGGAUAAUAAAUCUGUUUUCAUUUGGUCGGAAAAUAAUUUAAUCCUUUCAACACUCACUCCUAGUCAUACGCGCCGCGACAAACGAUGAAUCCAAUCUCAUACCAGCCCACAAAUGUAGAAUCUAAAUUGUAAAUAUAGACAUGUGAUAUAGGCUAUAUCUUGAAAGUAAUACUCACAGCAGCCAGCGUCAAAUGUAAGUCUUCGAAUUACAUUCAGGAUUCCGUUGGUGAAAGUCGCAAGACUGCCCGAGGACGCGAGAUGCGACCAAUGUAUAAAGAAGAAAAGCAU
Aedes aegypti (yellow fever mosquito) is the source of this 6518-nucleotide messenger RNA. It is a transcript of the gene Dpp10, whose product is annotated as prolyl endopeptidase FAP. Lineage: Eukaryota; Metazoa; Arthropoda; Insecta; Diptera; Culicidae. Gene Ontology annotation, molecular function: dipeptidyl-peptidase activity; serine-type peptidase activity. The coding region runs from base 1944 to 4571 and encodes 875 amino acids. The record is from RefSeq and is a predicted model, not a curated record. The transcript has 18 exons. Gene Ontology annotation, biological process: proteolysis.